Triticum aestivum (bread wheat) is the source of this 2349-nucleotide messenger RNA. Its product is annotated as L-type lectin-domain containing receptor kinase IX.1. The record is from RefSeq and is a predicted model, not a curated record. The transcript is spliced from 3 exons. Gene Ontology annotation, biological process: protein phosphorylation. The coding region runs from base 65 to 2071 and encodes 668 amino acids. Gene Ontology annotation, molecular function: protein kinase activity; ATP binding. NCBI's taxonomy places the organism in Eukaryota, Viridiplantae, Streptophyta, Magnoliopsida, Poales, Poaceae.
AUGGGUGUAAAUAUGUGGCUGCAAGGCUCAUAAUCCUCUUGCACCAAGUGGCGAGAGGUCGAAUAUGCGCCACCGCUUGCUCCUCCUGCUCGUCUUCUUGCUUCCCCAUGAAACCCUCUCCGGCACAACGGCCGCCGCCUCGUGUAACCGCUGGUGCGGCGGCACCAAGGUCCCCUACCCCUUCGGCUUCUCCGACGGCUGCCCCAUCGCCCUGUCCUGCGACGCCAACACCUCCACGCCGAUCCUCCCAUACAGAGGCGACAACGGCACAUCCCCGUACCAUGUCGUGUUCUUCAACUCCACCGCAUCCUCCUUCGUCGUCUCUCUCCCGCCGUCGUGCGCACGCAGCGUCUCCGACGUCAGGAAGGCGCUCUCCGGCCGCAGCUACGACGUCUCUUUCCGCACCGUUCUGAUCCUCCGUGGUGGCUGCCGCGGCAGCAGCGACGCAGCGGCCGGCGCCGGGUGUAGCGUGCCGGCGUCUGCCGUGUCCAGGCUGCUCCGAACGGCGCAGUGCGGCAGGAACGACACCUCCACCGAGGUCGCGUGCGUUGCUUCUGCUGCGCCGAACGCCACGGUGGCGAGGGCGGUGUCUCUGUUCUGGGAGAAGGUCGAGGAGCAAAAGUGUGACGACGUGCUGACCUCCGCUGUAUUCAUGAACACGGCGGAGGGGACGGUGUCGCCGGAGUUUAAGACGGCGGAGUUGGGGUGGUGGGUCAAUGGCACGUGUGCCGGCGGUGAGGCUGGCGGCCAGUGUACGCCGAAGGCCGCGACGUGCUCCGACAUGGAUACACCGAGCGGGGAGAGCGGGUACCGAUGCGCGUGCAUGGCGGGGUCCUACGGCGACGGGUACGCGGCUGGAGAUGGAUGCAACGUCGAUCCAACAUGGGCAAAGUUGAUCGUCGGGGCCGCGUUGGUAACAUGGGCUUUGGUCGUGCUCAUACUUGCUAUCUGCAUAAUUUCUUGUAUCUGUCUCUGCCUCUGCUGUCACCGUCGAAGGCGCAGUAACACGAAGAAAACCAAACAAUCGUUGAAAGCGUUGACAACACUAUUUCGCGGCGAACUUGUCGAUGGCGAGCUCGACCAAGGACUCUCUGGGCCCCGACGAUUUUCUUUCGAGGAGCUCGCUGCAGCGACGGAUAACUUCUCCAAUGACAGGGCGCUCGGGAGAGGAGGCUUUGGGUCUGUGUACCGAGGGUUUAUGAGUGACAUGAACCGCGAAGUGGCUGUCAAGAAGGUGUCAGAGACAUCUCAUCAGGGCUGGAAGGAGUUCCUCUCGGAGGUGCGGAUCAUUAGUCGGCUGAGGCACCGCAACCUCGUGCAGCUCAUCGGCUGGUGCCAUGGCGGCGAUGAGCUCCUCCUUGUCUACGAGCUAAUGCACAAUGGCAGCCUCGACACUCAUUUGUACAGAUCCGACUACGUGCUGACAUGGCCUGUUAGGUACGAGAUAGUGCUCGGCAUAGGUUCCGCACUUCUGUACUUGCAUCAAGACACGGAGCAGCGUGUGGUGCACAGGGACAUCAAGCCAAGCAACAUCAUGCUAGAUGCCUCCUUCACCGCCAAGCUCGGCGACUUCGGGCUCGCGCGGCUCAUCAAUGAUGGCCAGAUAUCGUACAUGACUGACACAGCCGGCACAAUGGGGUACAUCGACCCGGAGAGCGUGCUGGCCGGCACAGCGAGCGUCGAGUCGGAUGUGUACAGCUUCGGGGUCCUCCUCCUCGAGGUCGCAUGUGGUCGGCGGCCAGCUCUAGUCCAGGAAGACGGUGGUGCCGUCCACCUGGUGUCAUGGGUGUGGGACUUGUACAGCGGAGGAUCAAUCCGUGCCGCCGCCGACGAGCGGCUUAGGGGGGAGUUUGACGGUGCGGAGAUGGAGGGUGUUAUGGUCGUGGGGCUCUGGUGUGCGCACCCUGACCGUGGCAUGCGGCCAUCCAUCAGGCAAGCGAUGAACGUGCUGCGGUUCGAAGCGCCAUUGCCGAGCCUCCCGGCAAAGAUGCCGGUGGCGACCUAUGGGCCGCCGACUAAUCCUUUGACUUCAGGAACUUUGGUGCUGAGCAGCAGCAUCAGUGGCCGGUGAAGGCGUUCCUACCGGUACACAUGGACCACCAACGAUGGACUUUCUAGUUACGGACUGAUGUGGCAUAUCAUUUUGUGUGUCCGGUCUAAUUGAAAAGCACUGGGCCUACAUCGCAAAUUCGAUGUGUGUUCGCUAGUUAAAUUCUCCAUUUCUCACCCAAAAAUAAAAACUUCUAGUACCACGAGCAGAAAGAGCCAAGUACUGACAUAAAGUGUUGCAGCCAUUGAGCGUCUAUAGAACAAACCCGAUGUAUAUUGCCGGAUCAUUUGUAUUUUGCA